CUUUGCAAAUUAUUUGUAGAAAAAGUGUCUACUUUUCAACUUAUCUCUAAAUACAAUCCGAAAACUGACCCGUACAUACCCGACCCGGAUCUAUUAGACACUCGUUCUUCGUCGUUAUCAAUUCGGAGAUGAUUCCGUUUCCUCUGUUACCAACGCCGAUUGAAACCAACUACAGAGCUUGCACCAUUCCUUAUAGAUUCCCUUCCGAUAAUCUCAAGAAAGCCACUCCUACUGAAAUCUCCUGGAUCAACGUCUUCGCCAAUUCCAUUCCUUCUUUCAAGAAACGUGCAGAGAGCGAUACCAGUGUUCCAGAUGCUCCUGCUAGAGCUAAAAUUUUUGAACAAAGAUAUGCGGGAUUUCUUGAAGGCUGGAAGAAAGAUCCAGAGAGUAAUGGUGGGCCACCAGAUGGUGUUAUUCUCGGCCGAGUUCGUGAGCAUUUACUCAGAGAGUUAGGAUUUAGGGACAUAUUCAAGAAAGUCAAGGAUGAGGAGAAUGCAAAGGCUAUAUCACUAUUUCCUGAAGUUGUCAGUCUGAGUGAUGCUAUUGAAGAUGACGGAGAACGGUUAGAGAAUUUGGUGAGAGGGAUAUUUGCUGGAAACAUCUUUGAUCUUGGUUCUGCACAGCUUGCUGAGGUUUUCUCAAGGGAUGGCAUAUCUUUCUUGGCUACCUCUCAAAACUUGGUUCCACGACCAUGGGUCAUCGAUGACUUGAACAAGUUCCAAGCCAAAUGGGUCAAGAAGCCUUGGAAGAAGGCAGUGAUUUUUGUUGAUAAUUCUGGUGCAGACAUAAUUUUGGGUAUUUUGCCUUUCGCAAGAGAGUUGCUCCGUCGAGGAAUUCAGGUGGUGCUAGCUGCUAACGAGCUGCCAGCUAUCAACGAUGUAACAUAUACUGAGCUUACAGAUAUCGUGUCGCAGUUAAAGGAUGGAAAUGGCCAAUUGAUAGGCGUUGAUACUUCAAAGCUUCUGAUUGCAAAUUCAGGGAACGAUUUAGCGGUUAUUGAUCUCUCAAGAGUAUCGCACGAGCUUGCUUACCUUUCAUCUGAUGCAGACUUAGUCAUCCUAGAAGGCAUGGGUCGCGGGAUCGAGACAAACCUUUAUGCUCAGUUCAAGUGUGAUUCUCUCAAGAUCGGAAUGGUAGUACUUUCUCUAUGUCACGUUACUCUCUCUUUAUUCUGACUUGUCAUGAACAUCUUUGGUUAUGCAGGUGAAGCACGUUGAAGUAGCACAGUUUCUCGGAGGACGACUUUACGACUGUGUCUUUAAAUUCAAUGAAGUUCAGAGUUAAUUACAUUUCAAUGAUAUUGUACUGAAUCAUCCAUUCGAUAUAUCAUUUUAUCAAACGAAAUCAACCUAGAUUCCUAACAAAA
This is a messenger RNA of Arabidopsis thaliana (thale cress), 1366 nucleotides long. RefSeq names its product pantothenate kinase. Gene Ontology annotation, biological process: coenzyme A biosynthetic process. The transcript has 11 exons. The record is from RefSeq and is marked reviewed. Gene Ontology annotation, molecular function: ATP binding. NCBI's taxonomy places the organism in Eukaryota, Viridiplantae, Streptophyta, Magnoliopsida, Brassicales, Brassicaceae. Bases 129 to 1175 code for a protein of 348 amino acids.